Dioszegia hungarica is the source of this 471-nucleotide messenger RNA. Its product is annotated as putative ribosomal protein. Lineage: Eukaryota; Fungi; Basidiomycota; Tremellomycetes; Tremellales; Bulleribasidiaceae. Gene Ontology annotation, molecular function: structural constituent of ribosome; rRNA binding. The record is from RefSeq and is a predicted model, not a curated record. Gene Ontology annotation, cellular component: ribosome; cytosolic large ribosomal subunit. The transcript is spliced from 4 exons. Bases 1 to 471 code for a protein of 156 amino acids. Gene Ontology annotation, biological process: ribosomal large subunit assembly; translation.
AUGGCACCCUCGACCACAAAGACCGGCGGCAAAGCCGCCGCAAAGCCCCAGGAUGCCAAGGCGAAGGCGGCCAAGAAGGCAGCGCUGAAGGGUACGGCCUCGCACACCGCCCGCAAGGUCCGCACCACGGUCUCCUUCCACCGCCCCACCACUCUCAAACUCGCCCGCAAACCCAAAUACCCCCGCAAAUCCGUCCCCCACCUCCCGCGCAUGGACCAGUUCCGGACCAUCCAGUACCCCCUCAACACCGAGUCGGCGAUGAAGAAGAUCGAGGAGCACAACACCUUGGUGUUCAUCGUGGACUUGAGGGCGAACAAGAGGCACAUCAAGGAUGCCGUCAAGAAGCUGUACGAUGUUGAGGCGCUCAAGGUCAACACCUUGAUCCGACCAGACGGCAGGAAGAAGGCGUACGUCCGCCUGACACCCGACCACGACGCGUUGGAGGUUGCCAACAAGAUUGGCUUCAUCUAG